Messenger RNA from Haliotis rubra (blacklip abalone), 900 nucleotides. RefSeq names its product proteasome subunit alpha type-2. The coding region runs from base 86 to 793 and encodes 235 amino acids. The transcript is spliced from 7 exons. Gene Ontology annotation, biological process: ubiquitin-dependent protein catabolic process. The record is from RefSeq and is a predicted model, not a curated record. NCBI's taxonomy places the organism in Eukaryota, Metazoa, Mollusca, Gastropoda, Lepetellida, Haliotidae. Gene Ontology annotation, cellular component: proteasome core complex, alpha-subunit complex; proteasome core complex.
AAACUAAACGCUGAUUGGAUAGGAACGGAUUUUCGCCCAAUCCAGACUGCUCUUAUUUUAUACAGUCGCAGACAACCCAAGCAUCAUGACGGAGAGAUAUAGCUUUUCGUUGACCACUUUCAGCCCCUCUGGAAAGCUUGUACAGAUUGAGUAUGCCUUGGCUGCAGUAGGAGCAGGUGCCCCCUCUGUUGGCAUCAAAGCAACAAAUGGGGUUGUCCUGGCAACAGAGAAGAAACAAAAAUCUGUGCUUUAUGAUGAACACAGCAUCAACAAGGUUGAAUCCAUCACCAAGAAUAUUGGCAUGGUUUACAGUGGAAUGGGACCAGACUACAGAGUACUUGUACGAAGAGCGCGGAAGUUGGCCCAGCAGUACUACCUGACCUACCAGGAGCAGAUCCCCACUGCCCAGCUAGUGCAGAGAGUAGCCACUGUCAUGCAGGAGUUCACACAGUCAGGUGGUGUGCGUCCAUUUGGAGUUUCUCUGCUUAUUGCUGGCUGGGAUGAAAACGAGGAGAAACCUUACCUCUACCAGUGUGACCCCUCCGGAGCUUACUUUGCAUGGAAGGCCACAGCUAUGGGCAAGAAUCAGAUCAAUGGAAAAACAUUCCUUGAGAAGAGAUACAGUGAAAGCCUGGAGUUGGAGGAUGCUGUCCACACCUCCAUCCUGACACUGAAGGAGAGCUUUGAAGGACAGAUGACGGAGGACAAUAUAGAGAUAGGGAUCUGUAACAAGGAUGGGUUCCAUCGUCUGUCACCAUCGGAGAUCAAGGACUACCUAGCCUCUGUCUCCUAACUUGCAAUGUAUAUUAUGCCAUGUUCUCAUUUGUAAUGUGAUAGACACGAAACACUGUUGCUAUCAUUGUCACUCAGCAUCUGUGUAAUAAAUUUAUGGAAAAUCCA